AUGUCCAAGACCAGUCCUCCUAUGGAUGGUAUUCUGGUUGCUCCCCACGUUGGUCUUCUUGGCCGUCUCCUUCUCGCUCCCAUCGCCGUUGCACGUUUCGUAUAUACACUUUAUAUGUUCACUCAUUCCGACAUGCAAACGAUCAUGUUGCCCAUUACGACUUUUGCCUACAUCUCUGUGCCGUCUACGUCAGUUGAGCGAAUGGCCCAGGCUGUAUUGUGGACGUGGCUACACCUUCUCCAAUGCUGCGUCUACAAUCAGAUUUACUCUAUUCCCGAGGAUGGAGACAAUAAGCCGUGGCGUCCGCUCCCUGCAGGCAGGAUGACUGUCCAACGGGCCAAGUAUCUCAGGUGGACCCUUUUAGCCAUAUGCUUUGCUCUGUCCGGGCACUAUGGAGUGUUUGAAGCCGGAGCGGUGUUUACGGUGGCAACGUUGCUAUACAACGAAGGGGGGCUCGACUCCCACUGGGAGACGCGAAACCUGUUGAAUGCGUUGGCAUAUGCCGCGUUCGAUACAGGCGCAAGUUCUAUUGCAAGGCUAGACCGUGACUCGGCGCUAUCGACGAUCAUUACCAGUGCGCAGUGGUACCGCAUCCUCAUCAUCCUAACGACCAUCCACGCGUCAGACUUCCGAGAUGAGGUGGGCGACAGACUUCAAAAGCGGCGAACGAUCCCUGUCGUGAUGCCUGGGUUCGGACGUCUGUCCAUGCCGAUUGGGUUAAUCGCAUGGUCGUAUGCGGUGUUUACUUUACCGAGAUGUCCGACGAGCUUAUCCUCGGCGAUACUUAUACUGGGAACAGUCGUCGGAACUCGCUUCUGCUAUCUCAAAGACGCACCAGAGGAUCGCACGUCAUACUUGCUCUACUGUAGGCUGUACUCUUUUGCGACCAUGGGUCAGGUUAUUGCUCCAUUCAUAAUCGCUGGCGCGCUCUUCACCACAGUCGCCAGCUUCAUCAAAAGCUUACAGGGCGAUUCCGAAUCCGGCAACAUUGGACCGAAUCCCGUUAUGGAGGAGCUGGAAAGACGAAUGGAGGAGGAGAAGCAGAAAGCAGAAGAGGCGAACAACGAGCGACUGAGGGCUGAAGAGCAGCAGAAGGCUGCUGAAGAGGCGAGUGCGAGAGCCGCUGAAGACGCCAGGAGGGCCGAGGAAGAGAGAGUGCGCGCAGACGAGGCGAGAGCACGCGCUGAAGAGGACGCGAGGCAGGCAGAAAAAAACAGACGCUUCGCAGAGGAAGAACAGCGGCGUGCGGAGGAGCACCGAAGGAGGGCGGAUGAGGAAAGGCGCGCGGCAGAGGACGCGAGGCAGAGGGCAGAGGAGAAUGCGCGUCGCGUCGAGGAAGCGCGCAACUUGGCCGACGGAGCGAGGCAAACGGCAGAAGACAAUGCGCGUCGUGCGGACGAAGAUAAGCGACGAGCCCAGGAGCAGAGGUUGAGGGCGGAAGAUGAAAAGCGGAUUGCCGAUGAGGCAAAGGCAGCUGCAGAGGAGCAGCGCCGACAGGCGGAGGCAGAUGGGCAACGGAGCGAAGCUCUACGCAGGAGAGCUGAUGAAGAUGCAAGGCGAGCCAAGGCCGAGCAGGAGAAGGCGGAGAUAGCCAGAGCAGCGGCCGACAAAGCGGCCGCCGAGGCCAAGGCAGCAGCUGAGGAGGCGCACAAGGCGUUGAAAGACGGUAUCAAACCCGUCAUCAUGCCGACGCGCGGAGAGUACGAGGCGGCCAAGAAACGUUUACAGUACAAGGACGGUAUCUUCCACUUCGCUAUUGCCGGCAUCUCUGGCAGUGGCAAGUCGUCGCUGAUCAACGCUUUCCGCGGUCUGCGCAACGGGUCGCGCAAUUCGCUCGUCGCAAAAACAGGUGUCACCGAGACCACCAGUCGGAUCGCUCGCUACGCUGACCCAAACAAAGCCAAUCCCUUCGUUUGGUAUGACGUCCCUGGCGCAGGUACGCUCAGCAUACCCGACUGGGUGUACUUCAACGAGCAGGGCUUGUAUAUCUUUGAUUGCAUCAUCGUCCUCACCGACAACCGUUUUAUGCAGACGGACGAGGCAAUUCUGCGCAACUGUGCGCGCUUCCAGAUCCCCUCGUACAUCGUGCGCUCAAAGUCGCUGCAACACAUACAGAACAUUCUGAACGACACGCCAUACGACGAGGAUGAAGAUGAGGAUGAAGACGUACGCAUGGGGAAGGCGAUCAAACAAUACGUCGCCGAGACGAGAUACAGCGUCGCGCAGAACCUUGAAAAGGCUGGACUACCGCAGCAGCGGGUCUACGUCGUGGACAAGGAGACGCUUGUACAGGUCACAAGUGGCAAGGAGCCGAAGACCCUCCUAGAUGAGCUGGAAUUGGUGAAAGAUUUGCUCGCAGAGGCACGACGAAGGAGGGUGAGGAAGCCAGUUUUCAAGCCAGAGGCGUCAGAUCCGGUGGCAUCUUCGUCGUCGACGGUUUUGGCGACUACAUAG
Postia placenta MAD-698-R-SB12 is the source of this 2454-nucleotide messenger RNA. RefSeq lists its product as hypothetical. The record is from RefSeq and is a predicted model, not a curated record. The transcript is spliced from 4 exons. Gene Ontology annotation, cellular component: membrane. Lineage: Eukaryota; Fungi; Basidiomycota; Agaricomycetes; Polyporales; Adustoporiaceae. Gene Ontology annotation, molecular function: transferase activity, transferring alkyl or aryl (other than methyl) groups; GTP binding. The coding region runs from base 1 to 2454 and encodes 817 amino acids.